Molecule: messenger RNA, 1023 nt
Organism: Pneumocystis murina B123
Lineage: Eukaryota; Fungi; Ascomycota; Pneumocystomycetes; Pneumocystales; Pneumocystaceae
Exons: 8
Coding region: 1-1023 (340 amino acids)
Biological process (GO): 5-phosphoribose 1-diphosphate biosynthetic process; ribonucleoside monophosphate biosynthetic process; purine nucleotide biosynthetic process
Cellular component (GO): cytoplasm; ribose phosphate diphosphokinase complex
Molecular function (GO): magnesium ion binding; ribose phosphate diphosphokinase activity
Source: RefSeq, a predicted model, not a curated record
AUGCGUCCUUUUCAUAUCUUUAGCGGUUCAACUCAUCCGGAAUUAACAACACUUAUUUGUGAACAUUUAGGUUUUAAGCCGAGUCGUUCAAAGCUCAAGAAAUUCUCUAAUGGUGAAACCAAAGUUGAUAUCGAUACCAGCGUCCGCAAUAAUGAUGUCUAUAUUGUUCAGACAGGCUCUAGAUGCGUUAAUGACGCUUUAAUGGAAUUAUUAAUUAUGAUUCAUGCAUGUAAAGGAGCAUCAUCACAUAAAGUAAUAGUAGUAUUACCACUUUUUCCUUAUAGUCGAUAUUCAGAUACUAAAUGUGAACAUUCGGUUGAAUAUGAAAAUAUUAAAGAUGAUAGUAAGCCAUAUCUUUAUCGUUCAUGGGCAGCGCAGACGGGCGCACUAAUGUCAAAUCUUUUUGCAUGUGCAGGAUGUGAUCAUAUUAUUACUAUGGAUUUACAUGAUCCACAAUUUCAAGGCUUCUUUAAUAUACCGGUUGAUAACCUAGUUGCACGAGGGAUUUUUCAAAAGUAUAUUGUAAAACAUAUUCCUGGAUAUUUAGAAGCUGUAAUUGUAUCACCAGAUGCAGGUGGAGCAAAACGAGCAACUAUUAUUGCAGAUACAUUAAGAAUGGACUUUGCAUUGAUUCAUAAGGAAAGGAAGUUAGGCGAACAGUUUUAUCAAAUGGAUUCAGAAAUGAUGUUAGUUGGGGAUGUAGAGAGUAAAGUAGCUAUUUUAAUUGAUGAUAUUAUUGAUACGGCAAAUACAUUAAUAAAAGCAGCAAAAAUGUUAAGUGAGCAUGGUGCAAUAAAAGUUUAUGCUUUGGCAACGCAUGCAGUUUUUUCAGGCGAUGCUAUUGAACGAAUUAAUGAGAGUACAUUACAUAAAGUAAUAGUAACAAACUCUGUUCCACAAACAGAAAAUGCAAAGCGUUGUCCUAAACUUGUCGUUCUUGAUGUUUCCUUUAUUUUUGCAGAGGCAAUACGAAAAAUUCAUCAUGGGGAAAGUUUAAGCAUGUUAUUCGAUUAUAGUUUAUAA